Molecule: messenger RNA, 2136 nt
Organism: Centrocercus urophasianus (Greater sage-grouse)
Lineage: Eukaryota; Metazoa; Chordata; Aves; Galliformes; Phasianidae
Gene: AK7
Product: adenylate kinase 7
Exons: 18
Coding region: 1-2136 (711 amino acids)
Biological process (GO): nucleobase-containing compound metabolic process
Cellular component (GO): cytoplasm
Molecular function (GO): AMP kinase activity; ATP binding
Source: RefSeq, a predicted model, not a curated record
AUGGCGGCGGGCGCUGCGCGGAGCCGGCGGAUCUUCCUCAACCACCUCGAUUCCUACUGCGGCCGCAGCAUCGGCGAGUAUUUAUCCAGUUGUGUUGUCGGAGCAUCGCUAGAAAGCGUGGAAGGAGAGGAGGAGGAUAGUGAGAAUCGCUCGGAGGCUCAAGUUUCCAGGAGGCCAAAGGAGGGACUCUACCAAAUAGUGGGGACUCUCUCUAAGCCAGAGAGUAUUAAACCACGCUUUGCAGAGGAAACAUAUGCAGUCUCCUCUCAGAAAGAGCUCUUAAGUUAUUUGCUUGAAUGUGACAUUAUUUUAUAUAAUAUCACUGAGGAUGCAAACCAAAUCGAGGAAGCAACAUGGGCUGCUUCUGCCCUACAUAUGGAAAUAGAGCAUUUUGCAGCACCAAAAACGUUCAUCCUCAUUUCAACAGUAAUGAGUUGGGCAAAAAGCAACCCCUCUGACCCAGAGGAUUCCGAGAUUCCUUUUACUGAGGAAGAUUAUCGUAGAAGAAAACCUCAUCCUAACUUUAUGGAUCACAUAAAUGCUGAAAAACUUGUUCUCAAACUUGGAAAAAAUAACAAACAAGCAUUUUCAACUUAUGUUGUUGCUUCAGGAAUUCAGUAUGGAGCUGAGGAAGGAGUCUUACACUACUUUUUUAAGAUAGGUUGGCUUAGCGAGACUAAUGCAAUACCUGUUUUUGGAAAUGGAAACAAUUAUAUUCCAACUAUUCAUGUUCGUGAUUUAGCAGGGGUGUUACAAAACAUAGCAGACCACAGGCCAAAGUUUCACUACAUACUUGCAGUAGAUGAGUCUGUGCACACUUUUCAAGAAUUAAUAAAGUGUAUCAGUAAAAAUGUUGGACCAGGAAAAAUUGAGAACAUUCCACAAGAAAAUGCAUUCUUAAGUAAAGAGUUAACGCAAACACAUGUGGAUAUGUUGCUUGUGAACCUGCGGAUGGAAGCUAUGUUUUUGAAAGAGGCUUUCAACAUAAAGUGGGUUGCUCAAACAGGGCUGGUGGAUAACAUUGAACAGAUUGUUGAAGAGUACAAGCAAAGUCGAGGACUUCUGCCUCUCAAAAUUUACAUUCAUGGUCCUCCAGGGGUUGGCAAAUCUACCAUUGCUGAAGAGAUCUGCAAACACUACAAGCUACAUCAUAUUAAGAUUAAAGAUGUGAUUUCCGAAUCAAUUGCAAAACUGGAGAGAAUUGUGGCUCCUAAAGAAGUAGACUCAGACAGUGUGAGACAAGAGGGAGAAGAUGAUGAAGAAGAGGGUGAAAAUGUAGAAGAAGCACAUGAGUUGUUAGCUGGAAUUAAAGAAAGCAUGGAGCAGAAUGCAGGUCGUCUAGAUGAUCAGUAUGUUAUUACACUCUUUAAAGAUAAGCUUAAAUCUAUGCCUUGUAGAAAUCAAGGGUAUGUUUUGGAUGGGUUUCCAAAGACCUAUGACCAGGCAAAAGAUCUUUUUAACUUGGAAGAAGAAGAAAUUACAAACAAAAUUCCUAAAUAUGAUGAAAUAAUCACACCUGAAUUUGUGAUAUCUUUGACUGCAUCGGAUGAAUUUCUUAAAAACAGAAUAAUAAAUCUGCCAGAAAGCGUUGUUGCUGGAACUCAUUAUACUCAGGACCGAUUUCUGCAAUCUUUGAAUAACUUCAGGGAGAUAAAUGCAGAAGAUGAAACUGUUCUCAACUAUUUUGAUGAACUUGAAAUACAUCCUCAGUUUAUUGAUGUAGCCAAAUAUGAAGAUUCUGAAAACAGAUUUAUAGUAAAACAGAUCAUCAAGGAAAUUGGGGAACCACGAAAUUAUGGCUUGACAGAUGAAGAAAAGGAGAGUUUGGAACGCAAAGCAGCUGAGGAAUGUCUUGCCAGAGAAGCUAAAGAAAAAGCUGAAAGGAAGCGUAGAGAAGCUGAGGAAAAGGCUGAAAGGAUAGCAAAUUGGGAAGAGUGGAAUAAACAUUUUGAGGAAGUUAAAAAACAAGAACAAGAAUUAUUGGAAGCCCAGUCCAUUCCACUACGAAACUAUUUAAUGAGGCAUGUCAUGCCAACACUUAUGCAAGGGCUAAAUGAAUGCUGUAAGAUCAGACCAGAUGAUCCAGUUGAUUUUCUGGCAGAAUAUCUCUUCAAGAACAAUCCUGAUGUGAAAUGA